UCUUCUGCAAUAUCUUUUAUUGAUCGACGAUAUCUCUCCCUCCGUCGUCACUAUGGAUGAAUGAGUUUGCCCUCAUCACCAUCCCUUUUGUCAAUCUGGCCUACACUAUCGUUUUCCCUUUCUUGAUCUGGUGAAAUCUUAACCAGUGUCGUCGUUAUCAACGGAUUUAUUAUUCCGAGAUUGAUGGACAACAUUGGCAUGGGCCAAAUGCAAAAACGGCAAAGAGCUUGAUUUCACAACGGCUGCUAGAACCACCAGUACCCGCACCAGAAAAUCGAGUCUCGGAGUUUUCACCAACUUCCUUCUCAGAGUGUUGCAAGUAAUCAUUUCUGAUGCGUGAUUAACCAAAUUCGAACUUAUUCCGGGAGAUAUCGAAGCCUGAGCAUUCGAGAACUCGUCUUUUUCGUCAACAUGAACUCCUGACUCACUGUGAUUACCAUUAGUACCAUUAGAAGUAGAGAUUCCUCACCAGAUGCAAUUUCUGCAGAUCAAAUUUCAUGGGGGCAAUCCAAUCAUAGCCAAUUCCUGCAGGAUAUUUUAAAUAUCCUGAGGCAGAGGCUUGUGGAAUCACGAAUAUUUAAUAGUUUCAAAAAUGAACAUCAGUCUAUGCUCAAAUCUUUCGGAGAUCACAUCCCCUUGUUUAGAAAGUUCACAAAGCAUAAACAUAAAUAAACCACUGGCCAUAUCUUCGAUCAGGGCUAGUGAUUUCACCAACAAGGACAGUAUCCAGGUGUCUAGUCGUUAUGCUAGAAAGAUGGUGCUUUCAUGUCAGUAUGUACCAGGUCAUUUGGAGGGAACACAAUUAAUGGGAAAGCCAUUGUCAAAGCCAAGACAGAAGUUGGAAUCUAUCAGGACAUUGUUGAUUGACAACUACGACAGUUACACAUACAAUAUAUACCAAGAGUUGUCUGUUGUCAAUGGACUACCUCCUGUUGUGGUGCGCAAUGAUGAAUGGACAUGGGAGGAGGCAUGCCGUUAUAUUUAUGAAAAGAGAGCCUUUGAUAACAUUGUUAUAUCACCAGGUCCAGGAUCACCAGCAUGCCCGGCUGAUAUAGGGAUUUGUCUUAAGUUGCUGCUAGAGUGCAAAGACAUUCCAAUCUUGGGUGUCUGUCUCGGACACCAGGCCUUAGGAUAUGUUCAUGGUGCAGAGGUCAUCCAUGCCUUGGAACCUGUCCAUGGACGUCUGAGUGAAAUUCAGCAUAAUGGAUGCAGACUGUUCCAUGAUAUUCCUUCUGGCAGAAAUUCUGGUUUUAAGGUGGUUCGAUACCAUUCACUUGUGAUAGAUGCAAAAUCACUUCCAAAGGAACUCAUACCUUUAGCAUGGACUUGUUCUGCUGAUACAAUUUCUUCUCUGGGUGACCAAAAUUAUGACUUUGACGACCACGAAACCUCUCUUAGUUCCUUCAAGGAUGGACGGUCAAAUUGUGUUGAAGACAACAAAGUUCUUAUGGGCAUCAUGCACUCCACAAGACCUCAUUAUGGUUUGCAGUUUCAUCCUGAGAGUAUAGCCACCUGUCAUGGGAGUCAGAUAUUCAAAAACUUCAGAGAAAUUACUCAAGAUUUUUGGGUUGGGAAGGACUCUUCCUCCAUUAGUGAGAGGAAGCUACAGUAUAAUGCAUGCAUGCAGGUGAAAAAUGGAAGCUGGCAGUUUAAAAACAAUCCCAAAAGCAAUUACUUGCCUAUCCUUGAUACAAACCAUUUCAAGAUGGUAAACUCGUCAAAUUUGACGAAGUUUUUAAAGUUAGAAUGGAGGAAACUUGAGCAUUUAUCUUGUCAAGUUGGUGGUGCAGAAAACAUAUUUCUUGAAUUGUUUGGAGAUGACAAGGCUGGAAACACCUUUUGGCUGGAUAGCUCCUCUACAGAGAAGAGAAGAGCUAGAUUUUCAUUUAUGGGUGGAAAAGGUGGCUCUCUUUGGAAGCAGAUAACAUUCAGAUUGUCAGAACCAAGUGGAGGCCAUAUUAUAAUUGAAGAUGCUCAAGGGCUAUCUACAACCACAUUUCUGAAAGAUGGAUUCUUCCAUUUUAUGAAUGAGGAACUCCAGUCUAUUCACUAUGAUGAAAAAGAUUAUGAAGGAUUGCCGUUUGAGUUUUAUGGUGGAUACAUAGGAUAUCUUGGAUAUGGGCUUAAAGUUGAAUGUGGUGCAGCGUAUAAUCGUCACAAGGCAGAAACACCGGAUGCAUGUUUCUUCUUUGCAGACAAUCUUAUAGUUAUAGAUCAUUCCAACGAUGAUAUCUACAUUCUCUCGAUACAUGAUCAAAGCACAACAUGGUUAGAUGAUGUUGAGCAGAAGCUUACCAGCUUAAAAGCUUCUUCUGCUCCCCCCAAAACCAAAACGUCACCAUCUCAGAUUUCUGCUAAGAAUAACUCUGUCUUUCUAUCCAACAAAACUAGAGAGCAAUACAUGGAAGAUGUGGAGAAAUGUCAGAAAUUCAUUAGAGAUGGAGAAAGCUACGAGUUGUGUCUCACAACGCAAAUGCGAAAGAAAAUAGGAGACAUGGAUCUUUUGGGGCUUUACUUCCAUCUAAGAGAGAAGAAUCCUGCCCCAUAUGCUGCCUGGCUUAAUUUCAAACAACACUUGACUAUCUGCUGUUCUUCCCCCGAGAGGUUCUUACGUCUAGAUAGAGAUGGUAUCCUCGAGGCAAAACCUAUCAAGGGUACCAUUGCCCGUGGCUUCACUCCCGAGGAAGAUGAAAUGUUUAGAUCACAACUACAACACAGUGAAAAGGAUCAAGCAGAAAAUCUGAUGAUUGUUGAUCUCCUAAGGAACGACCUGGGUCGUGUGUGUGAACCUGGUUCGGUGCAUGUCCCACAUCUGAUGGAGGUUGAAUCAUAUGCAACCGUCCACACGAUGGUAAGCACAAUCCAAGGAAAGAAACAGCCGAAUGUAAGUGCAAUUGAUUGCGUUAGAGCAGCAUUCCCCGGUGGAUCAAUGACGGGUGCACCCAAGUUGAGAUCAAUGGAACUUCUUGAUUCUCUUGAAACUUGCUCCAGGGGCAUCUACUCCGGCUGCAUUGGUUUCUUCUCAUACAACCAAACAUUCGAUCUCAACAUCGUUAUACGAACCGUGGUGGUCCACGAGGGUGAAGCGUCGGUUGGAGCAGGUGGAGCGGUUGUGGCCCUUUCUAGUCCCGAACAAGAGUACAAAGAAAUGGUUCUCAAAGCAACAGCUCCAGUCAAUGCUGUGCUGGAAUAUCAACAUAAAUUCGCUGGUAAAGAAGAAUGUGAAAGCCGGUAAACUUUACUUACAAUCAAAAUUAUAUUUUUCGCAACUAAAUACGAGGAUCGAUCUCAAAGCUGUAGUUAUAGUAAAUUGAUUUGAUUACAUUAUAGGUUAUAUGUGAGAAAUAGAAAUGUGUACAUGUAUUGUUUGUAGCUUCUAUUGCUUACUUUGCCAACUUGAAACUUCAUGAUAAUUGAUACCUGCCAAAGAUCCAAUGUCCAUUCUACUUAUUUGUCAAAA
This is a messenger RNA of Cynara cardunculus var. scolymus (artichoke), 3460 nucleotides long. RefSeq names its product aminodeoxychorismate synthase, chloroplastic. Gene Ontology annotation, biological process: L-tryptophan biosynthetic process; folic acid-containing compound biosynthetic process. The record is from RefSeq and is a predicted model, not a curated record. Lineage: Eukaryota; Viridiplantae; Streptophyta; Magnoliopsida; Asterales; Asteraceae. Bases 593 to 3235 code for a protein of 880 amino acids. The transcript is spliced from 14 exons.